Molecule: messenger RNA, 1366 nt
Organism: Rana temporaria (common frog)
Lineage: Eukaryota; Metazoa; Chordata; Amphibia; Anura; Ranidae
Gene: LRRC46
Product: leucine rich repeat containing 46
Exons: 8
Coding region: 131-1279 (382 amino acids)
Molecular function (GO): protein binding
Source: RefSeq, a predicted model, not a curated record
UGACAGAGCGGAGCUGUCGCGCACAGGAUGACGGGAGCCGGCCGUAUCCUAGCAACCGAGGACGCGCCGAGAAGUCAAAGAACUGAAGCCUCCGCUGAUACAGAACCUUCUCCACCAAGAGCGAUCCAACAUGCCUGCAGGGAGGAGGGGGAAGGAGGACACACCGCCCAUCCUGGCCGCCAUCCUCAGGAGGAAUGUCAGCACUCCCCUCCAUGGAGCUACACAGGAGGACGUAUCUUCAGCAUUACAAAGUCUACAAACGGUGAGACUGGACAGAGAAGGGAUCACAAAACUGACCAAUCUGGAGGCUGUAGACAAGGCGCACAGCCUGUACUUGCAAGAGAAUCAAAUAAAGACGAUUGAAAAUGUAGGCGUCCUCCAGAAUAUGCAGUUCCUUAAUCUUUCUGGGAACAGGAUUGAGAAAAUUCAAAAUCUCCGCUCCUUGCAGAACCUGCAGGUCUUGGAUCUAUCUAAUAAUUUGAUUCAGAAACUAAAUGCUGGAGAAUUACCCCAGAAGCUUCUCAUCUUAGAUGUGUCUGGAAAUCCAUGUACAAAGACAAAAGGCUACAGACAGCAAGUACUAGACGCCUUGCCCCUCCUGCAAGAACUAGAUGGAGUAACUGUAAGAGCCCCAAGCAGCCAGAAGUCUGGCAGCGAAGAAGAAAAAGAUGGCAGUGACAACGAUGAGCCCAGCCUGCUGUCUGAAGAUUCAGACAGUCUCUCAUCUCUGACUCAGGACAUGCUGCAAAGGUCUCAUCAGAGGAGGCAGAGGGCACUAAGAGAACACGAGGAUCGUCUGGCAGAACUGAAUGAGAACAGAGAUGGCCAAUCCUUUUUUUCACACCAGCAGUUGUGCAGUGCUGAGCUGCCUGGAACCUCUCAUCUUAAUAUAGACUCACAGGACAAAACCUCUUUGCAAACCAAAAACACCGGUAAACCUAACAAGGACCAUCGGGAUGUCUCUCUACUUGAAAAGAAUACCAAAGAUCUCCCUAAGGUUGGCAAAGUUGUAUCUAAGAAACAGACAGCCGCUUCUGCUAGUACUGAAAAAAGAACUAACCUAAUUAAAACGGCACCAGCAUCUAACACACAAACAACAUUUGAGAAAACGAGUAGGCGUUCUGCAGAAAUAACACGAGGUACAACCUCUUGUAACCUGAAAGAAAGGCAGACUACGCAGAAAAUAACACGGCACACCUCAGAGAAGACAACAGCUCCCGGUAGAUCAGCCAUGAGCGCUCCAAAUCAGAAACGGGCAGUCUCUUCAAAGAGGUUGUAGACUGGUUGGUCUCUGUAGAGACUGAAGUUUUUUUUCUCAAAGUAAAUAUCUGCAUGCUAUGAGAAAUAAACACCAUGCUUUCCAGAA